Messenger RNA from Suillus subaureus, 880 nucleotides. RefSeq lists its product as uncharacterized. The transcript has 2 exons. NCBI's taxonomy places the organism in Eukaryota, Fungi, Basidiomycota, Agaricomycetes, Boletales, Suillaceae. The record is from RefSeq and is a predicted model, not a curated record. Bases 241 to 705 code for a protein of 154 amino acids.
ACCAGCUCAGAUAUCACUACGCCCCUAUUUUGCUCUGUUCUGUGAAUGUGGAUCUUGGGUAAUUCGUUUUGACUUCGGAAUUCCAGAUCUGAGACCCUAGUCCAUGUAAAUCCUGCGUAUGACGGGACGGUGGAUCUACAAUUUUUCAACAAUGUAUCACUACGAUCUACACUCUAUGUUGCGGUGGAAUGUGCAUGACAGGAUCUGCGUCAAUCGUCAAUCGACUCAUGCGGCGUCAAGAUGGUGGAUCUACGGUCUUUUUUAACAAUGUUUUCACUACGAUCUGCACUCGUGCAAUGUGCACCCGCUGGCAGGAUCUGCGCACUCUCCAUAUGUCACGGUGGAAUACACAUGUGCACGACAAGAUGUACGCCAGCAAUACGCGCCAUCAAUCAAGUUGAAAUUCCAUCAUGCGGCGUCAGUUUUGUUCAUGUUUUCCAGAUUCCUCUCGUGCUCCGCCACCAUCCUUACUGUGCGCACUUUGCUACGGCCCCGUGGCUUCGACUUCCAAGUCGUGCUCGUUCCAUCUUCCAUUCGGCUGCAUAUGCCGAUACCUGUUUGUUGCAGAUCGAGCAUGGCUCGGCGCUAUGCAAUGCACAUGCACACGUCGUCUGCAAAACGAGAUUCUUCGGUCAGGAGUUGCGACGUGCAUCCAUGUCGAAUUCGGUGACGGUUUUUCAUUUAUUCCCCUGCUGGCUUCCGUAGCAUACAUCUCCACAGGGAGGUUUUUUACAUUGGAAUUCCGAGUGCAUCUAUGGUGGCAUCCCAUCCACCCGUCAAGCUACCAUAUACUCGACCCCCCAAAAGUUCUACCCUCUCUACAUAUGUAGACCGAAGGAACCGGGCGCACUCCACCAUUCAUACCUCGCAUUGUCUAGUC